CUGGUCGACCACAAGCUGGAUCCGGCUAUCAGGGUGCCAUUGAGGCCGUCGUGACAUUGGAGACGACCGCCCUGACACACACACACGCACGGGUGGCAUCGAUUGGCCGUCGCCUGUUGCUUGCUGCAUGUGCUGUGCCCAGGCGAGCGAGGUCCGCGGGUUCCAUCCAUCGAUAAGCCGCCGCCUGCUUAUUCCGCGAUCUAUAUAAUAUCAUCAAGCUGAGCCCGGUCCGGCCACGGCCGCCACGGCCGCUACCGUAUAAUCCGACUGCGACUCUUGUCUCUCAAGCAAAGCACGAGACAUCCUGCACCCAAGAUGGCCUUCACCAUGCACUCCCACUCCGGGCAGUUCUGCCCGGGCCACGCAAAGGACCAGCUCGAGGAGGUCAUCCGGUAUGCCAUCUCCCGGGGGUACACCACCAUGGGCCUGACCGAGCACAUGCCCCGGACCGCCCACGCCGACCUCUACCCGGAGGAGCUCGACGACCCGGACGCCUCCCUCGCCGUCCUCUUCCCCCGCCACGCCGCGUACGUCGCCGAGGCCCAGCGCCUGCGCGACAAGUACGCAGACCAGAUCCACCUCCUCGUCGGCUUCGAGGGCGAGUGGCUGCGCGACGAGUACGCCGCCCUCGUCCUCGACCUCGCCUCCCACGAGGCCGUCGACUACUUCAUCGGCAGCCUCCACCACGUCAACGGCAUCCCCAUCGACUUUGACAAGGCCUUUUACCAGCGUGCUCUGGAGUCCGUGGUCGUCGAAUAUACACAGGACCGACAGCAACAGCAACCACCACAAGAACAACCACCCAAACCCACAGAGGAGCAAAUGUACGAGCGCUACUACGACGAGCAGCUCGACAUGCUCCGCGCCCAGAAGCCCCGCGUCGUGGGCCACUUCGACCUGAUCCGGCUCAUGAGCUCCCAGCCCGACCGCGAGAUGCGCACCAGCGGCUGGGCGGGCGUGUGGCGGCGCAUCCUGCGCAACCUCGACUUCGUCGCCAGCUACGGCGGCUGGCUCGAGUGCAACUCGGCCGCCCUCCGCAAGGGGCUCGCCGAGCCGUACCCGGCCCGCGACAUUGCCGAGGAGUGGGUCAAGAUGGGCGGCCGGUUCACCCUGUCCGACGACAGCCACGGCAUCGCCCAGAUCGGGACCAACUACGCCCGCACCAUUGCGUACCUGGAGAGCCUGGGCGUGAGCAGCGUGUGGACUUUCCAGAGGGUCGGGGUGGCGAGUGGCGGGAAGAAGGCCGAGCUGUUGGAUCGUGAGGUCCCGCUGGAGGAUGUCAAGAAAGUUGUGAGCACCUGGUCCUGAAAGACGACUAUGGCAGGAGAAUCCAGGCUCCGUGAGUGGUGAUGCAAAGGGGUGAGAGGCGUAGGUGUCGCACGCAGCAAGGCUAGCUCAGUGCCAAUCAAGGCGGGUGUGGUAGGACGUGAGGUGAGACGAGAACAAGAAUGACCGACGAAUAUCGUAUUGCAUAUCAUGGAACUAGAGGAGACACCGUUCUGAGACGAUACCAUUCCAGCCACUGGCAAGGAUUGCCGUUCCAUGGGCCAAUGGCGGUGGUGUGACUUGCAACAUCAAGACGAAUGUCUUCGUGCGUACCAAUUUUCAACUACCACCAUGUACCUCAUAGCCCGAUUCAUCUGAGCAGCGUGUCUGCGGAACUCUUCAACAUUCUCAGAUGUAGUAUCGUCAUAAGUAUAUUUCUC
Microdochium trichocladiopsis is the source of this 1706-nucleotide messenger RNA. RefSeq names its product Polymerase/histidinol phosphatase-like protein. The coding region runs from base 316 to 1308 and encodes 330 amino acids. The transcript has a single exon. NCBI's taxonomy places the organism in Eukaryota, Fungi, Ascomycota, Sordariomycetes, Xylariales, Microdochiaceae. Gene Ontology annotation, molecular function: histidinol-phosphatase activity. Gene Ontology annotation, biological process: L-histidine biosynthetic process. The record is from RefSeq and is a predicted model, not a curated record. Gene Ontology annotation, cellular component: cytoplasm.